CCUCCCGCUCCCUCUCCCGUCUCUCCGCCUCACUACCGGCAGCAGCAGCAGCGGGUAGCAGCUCCCGGUGCAGCAGGGACGGGGCGAAGCGGCCUGAGCCCACGGAGAGUCUACUACAGCCCGGAGCCUGUCGCCACCCCUCUCCGGAUCCACGCGCCCACGAUGCCCUCGGCCACCAACACCAGCAGCAGCAGCGGCAAAGCGUCCGGGCCGCCGCCCCCGCCGGGCUCGUCGUCCUCCGGCAGCGAGGCGGCCGGGGCUCCGGGCCCGGUGGGCGCCUCGGGGCCCGGGGCGGCGGGCCCUCAGCAGCAGGCCGCGGCCGGCGGGACCAGCGGAGGCACCGGCGCCGUGCAGACCGAGGCCAUGAAGCAGAUCCUGGGGGUGAUCGACAAGAAGCUCCGUAACCUGGAGAAGAAAAAGGGCAAACUUGAUGAUUACCAGGAUCGAAUGAACAAGGGAGAGCGCCUUAAUCAAGAUCAGCUGGAUGCAGUGUCCAAGUACCAGGAAGUCACCAAUAACUUGGAAUUUGCAAAGGAACUGCAGAGGAGUUUCAUGGCUCUGAGCCAAGAUAUUCAGAAAACAAUAAAGAAGACAGCCCGUCGGGAGCAGCUUAUGCGGGAAGAAGCUGAACAGAAACGUUUAAAGACCGUACUUGAGCUGCAGUUCGUUUUGGACAAAUUAGGGGAUGACGAAGUGCGCAGUGACCUGAAGCAAGGCCUAAAUGGAGUGCCAAUACUCACUGAGGAAGAACUGACAACGUUGGAUGAGUUCUACAAGCUGGUUGAGCCUGAUCGAGACAUGAGUUUGAGAUUAAAUGAACAGUACGAACAAGCAUCCAUUCACCUGUGGGACUUACUGGAGGGGAAGGAAAAACCGGUGUGUGGAACAACCUAUAAAGUCCUAAAGGAACUUGUUGAGCGCAUUUUCCAGACAUGUUAUUUUGACAGCACCCACAACCACCAAAAUGGAUUGUGUGAAGAAGAGGAGACAGCCCCGGUACCUGCAGUUGAAGAUCAAGUAACAGAAGCCGAACCUGAGCCAGCAGAAGAAUAUGCUGAACAAAGUGAAGUUGAAUCAACAGAGUAUGUAAACAGGCAGUUUAUGGCUGAAGCGCAGUUCAGCAGCAGUGAAAAGGAACAGGUUGAAGAGUGGGCAGUCGAAACGGUUGAGGUUGUAAACUCACUUCAGCAGCAACCACAGGCUACAACCCCGUCGGUCCCAGAGCCCCAUACACUGACAACAGUGGCCCAGGCAGACCCUCUUGUGAGGAGGCAGCGAGUUCAGGACCUUAUGGCACAAAUGCAAGGGCCAUACAAUUUCAUGCAGGAUUCCAUGCUGGAUUUUGAAAAUCAGACCCUGGACCCUGCCAUUGUCUCUGCACAGCCCAUGAAUCCAGGACAAACUAUGGACAUGCCACAGCUGGUUUGCCCUCCUGUUCAUACUGAGUCCAGACUUGCUCAACCUAAUCAAGUUUCUGUGCAACCAGAAGCCACACAGGUUCCUUUGGUUUCUUCCACAAGUGAGGGGUACACAGCCCCACAGCCCAUGUACCAGCCUUCUCAUAAUGCAGAACGGCCCCAAAAAGAAUCAAUUGACCAGAUUCAGGCCUCAAUGUCUCUAAGUUCAGAUCAGACAGCAGCAUCUUCACCCCUUCCUGCUGUCUCUCAGCCUCAGGUAUUCCAGGCUGGAACUAGCAAACCUCUCCAUAGCAGUGGAAUCAAUGUCAAUGCAGCACCAUUCCAGUCCAUGCAAACGGUGUUCAAUAUGAAUGCACCAGUUCCUCCUGUUAAUGAGCCAGAAACCUUAAAACAACAAAAUCAAUAUCAAGCUAGUUAUAAUCAGAGUUUCUCUAACCAACCUCAUCAAGUAGAGCAAUCAGAACUUCAGCAAGAACAGCUCCAGACAGUGGUUAGUGCCUACCAUGGUUCCCAGGACCAGUCCCACCAAGUGGCAGGUAACCACCAGCAGCCUCCGCAGCAGAAUACGGGCUUCCCACGAAGCAGUCAGCCUUAUUACAACAGCCGAGGUGUACCUCGUGGCGGAUCUCGUGGCACUAGAGGCUUAAUGAAUGGAUACAGGGGCCCUGCCAAUGGGUUCAGAGGUGGGUAUGAUGGCUACCGGCCUUCAUUUUCUAACACUCCAAACAGUGGUUACACGCAAUCCCAAUUUAAUGCUCCUCGAGACUACUCCAACUAUCAACGGGAUGGUUAUCAACAGAACUUCAAACGUGGCUCUGGACAGAGUGGACCACGGGGAGCCCCUCGAGGUCGUGGAGGUCCUCCAAGACCCAACAGAGGGAUACCGCAAAUGAACACUCAACAAGUGAAUUAAACGGAUUCACUGGAUUAUGUUGAAACGCCAAAAACACACUGGCCAGUGUACCAUAACAUGUUACCAGAAGAGUUAUUAUCUAUUUGUUCUCCCUUUCAGGAAGCUCAUUGUAAAGGGACUGUUUUCAUCCCAUAAAGACAGGACUCCAGUUGUCAGCUUUAUAUUACCUGGAUAUGGAAGGAAACCAUUUUUACUCUGCAUGUUCUGUCCUAAGCGUCAUCUUGAGCCUUGCACAUGAUAUUCAGAUUCUUCACCCUUGCUUAGGAUUAAAGCAAAAGCAACACACUUUCAGGGUGGUCAAAUCUCCAUGAUUAUUUGAAGUGGCUGGAAAAAGCAAGAUUGACUCAUUUUUGACAUUGGAUAAAAUCUGCAAAUCAGCCCCAGAGUUGUUGUUCUGAUGGUAAUUGACAAAACUAAAAUAUUUCCCAUGAAAGGAAGCUGCAAGUUGUGGAGUGUGGUUUGGCAGAGUAACUACAUUUCACUGCUUUUCCGGUUAAAUUUGGAGCAAGGAGUGUUUUGGGAUGCAUAGUAAAUGAUGCAUGGGCCCCUAUAGUUACACAGAUGAGGCUGAAAACCAACACUUCGUCACCAGGCCAAACUUCGCUGUGGUUAAAAAAUAUAUAUAUAUAAAUUGCUUUGCGAAAGCUGAUAUUGUAUGACAAAGCCAAAAUGAAAAAUUAGGCUUUGAUUGGCACUUUACAGAAUCUGCAACAACUAUGGGAUGUAAUCUGGAUUGGCCGCUUCUGUAUUUAAUGUGAAGUAUUUAGAUACCUUUUUGAACACAUUUAACAGUUUCUUUGAUAGCAAUGACUUUUUGUAAGGAUUGGUAUUGUAUAUUUAUCAUUCCUUAUGACAUGCACAUAGCUGUCACUAAUACUUGACCUUGCUGUAUUGUCAUAUAAAUAAUUGGUUCAGGUACUGAUGAAAAUCUCUAAUGGAUAAUUGUAACACUUUUGGUCACAUGUCUCUUUCCCGCAGCCAGAAGGUUUUUAAGAGAAAAAUAUCAAAUGCCUGCCGCUGCCGCCCUUUUAAUUGCUAUCUUUUGAAAAGCACCAGUAUGUGUUUGGAUCGAUUUCCCCUUUUAAGGGAAAUGACAGCCAGCAGUUUCGGUUCUAAUGGUAUACGCAAAGACAAAUAAAACAUGUUUAUAAAAAUUGUAUCCUGGAACACUGAUGUACAAUGGUUAACAUGCUUAUAAGAUUGCUGUUAUACAGUCAUUUCGUUACUGUCUCACGAAUUUUUGCUUUUGAGGUUUUCCAACAGUCAUUCCUGUGGUACCUGCACUUAUGUCCUUGUCUUUAAUAAUCCACACUAAUCGAGUUCUUGGUCUUGUGGAGGCAUUAUUCAUAGUCCUGUUUUUACCCUAUGACGAGAAUGCUUAGGGAGACGACAGCCACAGGUUGAAAAGCAGAGCCCAGUUCAGUUGUGGCUUAGCCUUUGUCCAGGUUGAGACUCACACUGGCUGUUGUGUCGGUUAUACUGCAAUGUGCCUGUGAAUUUACAGCUGCUGCUUGUCACGUCCCACUUUGAGUUUGUGUUGGUUUAAUCCCGUGUUAAGCAAAAGCUAUUAAGUUAAUGAUACUUAUUUCUCAUAUAAAGAUUUAGUCGCUUCAGUAGUUUGAUCAGUAAGCGUUCAACUCUUUGACGAUUCUGAAAUUGUUAGAAAACUGGAUUUUUUUUCAAAAUUGUAAUUUUACUAAAAGGGUUAGGUGAUUGACUCUUAGAACAUUCCACAUUCAGAGAUUUUUCUUUUUGUAGGGGGUCUUUAUUGUUUUAUUUUAAAAUAAAGUAAGUUCCUGUCUUUUCUCA
Tachyglossus aculeatus (Australian echidna) is the source of this 4140-nucleotide messenger RNA. RefSeq names its product cell cycle associated protein 1 (gene CAPRIN1). The record is from RefSeq and is a predicted model, not a curated record. NCBI's taxonomy places the organism in Eukaryota, Metazoa, Chordata, Mammalia, Monotremata, Tachyglossidae. Gene Ontology annotation, molecular function: RNA binding. The transcript is spliced from 19 exons. Gene Ontology annotation, cellular component: cytoplasm. The coding region runs from base 163 to 2331 and encodes 722 amino acids.